CAUGUGAUGACGGACAGACUGUAUCACCGGAGCGAUGCUUGAAGUCACUCUCAUCAGCAACAAAGCGAAGCAACAGCAGCAGCAGCACUGACGUAAACCAUCCACCAUCACCGGAACCAUACGGACCCGGACGACAUCAUAUCGUCUCCUCCGAAGGACGUAUAGGAUGGGAACGGAGCGCUGAGAGAGACUGGGAUCGUGAAGAUGCUCGGACUCCAAUUGACGGCAACAUUUGAAAUGCGCGUUAAAUGGAGACUCAUGACAAGAGAUGCUGCAGGGUGCCGCAUUGCCUGGCCGCUUGACGAUGGUAGGAUAGAGCAGCGCUUUUAACCGUGAUGCUCGUUCUUAGAUGCUUUUGGGGUGGGAUCUGUAGUCGAUUGAAUGCUUCAGAUUUAAUCAUACGCAAACUAAGACGAUUUCAGCCUGCUUAAGCCAUACGUGCAUAUACACGUAUACAAUCGAUGAGCACGACCAGAUGAAUGUAUGUGAAUUUACGUUGCAGAACUAGCAUUAAUAAACCCACAACUCUGAAGGAGUGUAUGAGGUGAACUAACAUUGUCGUAGCUUACACUCAGGACCAUCUCCAAAGUCAGGUUUUUAUUUGCAAGCACUGCAGCGAUAGGGCUCUUUAUGAUUGAUAUUUUCAUCAUCAGUCACAAUAUAUAGUGAUAGUAUAUAGAGUACAGUAUAGUCAGUCUUGGUCUAGUGCAAGGACAAUGACUCAUUUACAGGCAGGCCUGUCUCCAGAAACCCUGGAGAAAGCCAAGGUGGAGUUAAAGGAGAACCCCGACACUUUGCAUCAGGACAUACAGGAGGUGAGGGACAUGAUCAUCACCCGUCCAGACAUUGGCUUUCUCAGGACAGAUGAUGCUUUCAUCCUGCGCUUUCUUAGAGCCCGGAAAUUUAACCAUUUCGAGGCCUUCCGCCUCCUGGCCCAGUACUUUGAGUACCGGCAACAGAACCUAGAUAUGUUCAAGAACCUCAAGGCCACCGAUCCGGGGAUCAAGCAGGCUCUGAAGGAUGGAUUUCCUGGGGUUCUGUCCAAUUUGGAUAGAUACGGGAGGAAGAUUCUGGUUCUGUUCGCGGCGAACUGGGAUCAGAGCAGGUACACUUUUGUGGAUAUUCUGCGAGCUAUAUUACUUUCACUGGAGGCAAUGAUAGAAGACCCCGAGCUACAAGUGAAUGGAUUUGUCUUGAUCAUUGAUUGGAGUAACUUCACUUUCAAGCAAGCUUCCAAGUUAACUCCAAGCAUGCUGAGAUUGGCAAUUGAGGGCCUGCAGGAUAGCUUUCCAGCAAGAUUUGGAGGGAUUCAUUUUGUCAACCAACCUUGGUACAUCCACGCUUUGUACACAGUCAUCCGGCCUUUCCUCAAAGACAAAACAAGAAAAAGGAUUUUCAUGCAUGGAAACAAUCUGAACAGCUUGCAUCAGCUGCUCUUGCCUGAGAUUCUGCCGUCUGAGCUGGGUGGCAUGCUGCCCCCUUACGACAUGGGCACCUGGGCCAGAACGUUGCUUGACCACGCAUAUGACGAGGAGACGGACUACUGCCCCGAAUCCUAUACGUUGUCUGUCAAAGACCUGGAGAAAGACCUGUCCCCCAAAACUAUGAAGAGGUCCCAGUCCGUGGUGGAACCAGGUGUCCUGAAACGACCAGAAAAAGUGAAAAGCGAAGAAGAAAACAUGCAGCCGCUGCUUUCUCUGGACUAAAGGCUCUUAAUUCCCCAGGCGACAAAGAAACGUCAAGCUCCGUACGCUGGGGAGGAGCACACCUUGUUCCUAUAACACGAGAAAAAAAAAAUGUACAAAGAAAGGAAAUGUUAAAAAGCGCAAGAACACACAAACAGCCUCCAGGAACACUUCAGAGAGCUGCCAGUUAAAAUCAUAUUUUUGAAGCAAAGAGCUAACGGCGGACGUCCGUAUGUAAUUGUCAAGUGCCAAUUCAAAUCUGUAAAUACACUUCAGUUCUAGACGUGAGAUUGAGGGUGUAAUUGUGACAUGAACCCGUAAAGACUGCUGUGAAUAUCCUGUGUGUGCUUCUCGUGAUUAUUAUGUAGAACAUGGUACUGUAGGAUGGAUAAUCAUGCUUAUAAAGAUAGACGAGCUUUGGGGUAUCCUACAUUUAUAAUCCCCAAAUCAGGAGUCGCUCAGGAGUAUUUCAAAAGGAACGCAUAGAGCUGUCGACGGUGUCAGACAGAAAUAUGCUACUUCCGUUAAAGAAAACACCAUCUUCGGUUUCAGUGUUUCACAGCAAAUACCCCUUUACAAAGAAAGGAUUUUUCUAAUGAGAAAAAUGUUUGCUAAUUUUAUUUUACCACAACGUAAGCUGUGUUUUCCGUUUAGUAUUCUUAUAUCCCAGAGGGGCUGAGUCACAUCUAGUAAGCUUUAGCUGAUUCUUCACCGAUGGCCUUGUUGUAUACACUUUGUCGUAGAGCCGUGGAAUAUCACUUUAUUUCGUAACCAUAUCCAUAUUAGGCUGAGUUGUUUCCAAGGCAUUUGUAUUCAUACCAAGGACUAGAUAGAGUAAAACAAAGUACCGUCUUUGCAAUCUGCUUCUAAAGUUAAAAGAAAUAGAUCACCCAAAAAUGAGAAUUAUCCGUUUAUUUACUCACCUUACGUCAUUGCAAAAAAAUAGUAUUUAGUGAUAGUAAUAUUUUAAUUAUUUUAUUAACUAAAUGAAUCGUUUAAAAACUAUAUGUGUUAAUAUUUAAUAUACUAUGUUGCAAAUAUGUUGUUAUUUUCCCAUGAAACAUGAAAGGAGAGUUUUGGGGAGUUUGGAACAACACACUCACAGGGUGAGUAAGACAAUACAUUCAUUUUUGGUCGCUAUAUUCCUUUUGAAGUAUUAUUUGAAAUUCUCCAGUAUUACAAAAACGGAAUAAAGCUGUAACACUAACACUGCGGUUGACACAGAGUCAUAAGAAGAUAUUGUACAGUGACACAUGCUAGUGCAUGCUUCCACAUGCUUAGAUAGUUUACUCUAAAUUGUCAGCUGUUUUAUGGAAUGCUGUGUUGACAUUAGACUUUGGCAAUAGUUUUGCUUUUUUUUUUUUUUUUUUUACAGCGGUUUAGUUUCAAGUCCAAAUUAGUGAAUUUAAAACUCAGAAUUGUCAGUUUUAUUUCAGGGAGUUUUAUUAUUAUUAUUAUUAUUUAAGUGUAUUGUGUGUAUGUGUAUGGAACAAGGCAAUAUACAGCACAUUUAAAAUACAUAAAGUACAUACUAAUCUUCCAGGCUUGAGAUUUUUAAUGAGAUUUUGUUGAGAAAAAUAAUUACACGUCCUCACUGAUUUUAAACAAGUGGUACUUCCCAGACAAAAUUCACAACAGUCAAUAGGAAUACUGAAGUUAUCUUUCUAUUUUUUGUUAUACAUAAUGUAAAAUUCUGUGGGCACAGCUUCUCUACAGUGGCUCAGUUUGGUCCUAUUAUUUUCUUAUUUCAUAUAAACUCUUGAACUAUUACACAUGCAUUGUUGAGCAUAUAUGCUGAAACUUACAAUAUGGACGCAUUGACAGCAUCUAAUGUAUCUUUAUAUACUGUAUAUGCUUAUUAUGUUUUGUUCAUAUGUCAUUUAUUACACACAAUCAGUAAUAUAUCAAUAAUUCCAUGCAUUUUGUUGCAAGUUGUUUAUACAUAAAGUAAUGCUGUUAAUACAUUAUGUAUGUUUCAGUGUCUAUGUAAACAUUAAUAAAAUCCCCCUUUUCCCCAUCUGUAGCUUUAAAAAAACUAAGGCUUAACAACAUAAUAUAUUCGAGAUGUUCUCCUUGCCACAACAAAAUUAUGACUUUUUUCUAUUUUGUGGACAGCUUGUUGUGUGAAGAUAGGUGAUCUCUGGUUUUUAUUUGCUGAAACUAAAGCCUGCCCACUCUCAUGACUCACUGAAAAUUGUUUCUAAAACCUCGCUUUAUCAUCCUGAACAGAAACAGUGAGAAUGAAAAGUUGAAAAUUGGCUGGUUUGAAUUAGAAUGUAUUUCCCAGAGAGUAAUGCCACUACUUUGAGUUAAGAGAACGGUGUUAUGUCACGUUGUCACAUUCAGAUAUAAUGAGCUGGAAGGCCUCAAAUGACUGUGUAAAUUGUUACAGUAUAUAUUUAGUAGAGCUGUGUUAAUGCCAUGAUAAGUACUUUAAUACACCUUGAAAUGAUUUGUAUUCCUGUAUUGUAUGUUUUUUUUGGUCAUGCUGCACUAUGAACAGCCUUCUUUGUAUUUUAGGCAAUGGGAAUGUUGAUCAAAUUGUCUCCAUUUUUCUAGCCUUGCUUUCUAUGGAUACGUACAUGUAUUGCCAUUACAACCAAAGCAACCCUGGGUCAAGGAAACCGACAGUUAUCCCCUGCUUUUCUAAAGACUAUGGGAACAAUACAUUUGGUAUUUCUUUUGAUUGUUGGCUUAUCUUUUCCAUUUCACUUUGAUUGUAUAAUAGGGUGUUAGUGCUGAGAAGCCCAUGCAGUAUAGAGGUACUGUAUUAUCAUGCAGAACAAUACAUGUGGUUUAAAGGAACAUGUUGAAUGGAAGUAAAUAUGUGUAUAUGUCCUUUCAAAAUGCUGAGAUAAAUUAUGUAACUGAAACUAAACUGCGAAAGGAAACAAAAGCAGCCAAUAAAUAUUGAUAUACAUAGUUUAAA
Carassius auratus (goldfish) is the source of this 4614-nucleotide messenger RNA. It is a transcript of the gene clvs2, whose product is annotated as clavesin 2. The transcript is spliced from 5 exons. NCBI's taxonomy places the organism in Eukaryota, Metazoa, Chordata, Actinopteri, Cypriniformes, Cyprinidae. Gene Ontology annotation, biological process: lysosome organization. Bases 717 to 1706 code for a protein of 329 amino acids. The record is from RefSeq and is a predicted model, not a curated record. Gene Ontology annotation, cellular component: trans-Golgi network; membrane; endosome. Gene Ontology annotation, molecular function: phosphatidylinositol bisphosphate binding.